AUGGAUGGCAAUAACAUACAAUUUGAGCCCCAGACAGGCUCUUCCUCUUCAGCAACGGCAGCAAAGAACACUGCACCAAAGUAUACAAAUGAGCAAGAGAAGGAACCUACAACCAACAAUGAUACUAGCUUCUUCACACAAUUAUCAGAGAAUUUGAAAUACGUGUUCAAUAGCCCGUUACCUACCACUACACAGUUCCCAACUCCUUACUCUUCCAAUCAACUCACUUCACAAAGUGGAAAAUCUAAAAAGAGUGUUAAUAACAAUAGUAAUGGGGUACAGAAGGAAAAUGACUCAUCUUCAUUAAUGGAAAAUAGUAUCCUUCCCGGGUUAUCCCUAGGUGCUUCAACCAAUGCAAACCACCAAACGAACAAGGACCCAUCGAGAAAUACAGUGGAGGAGAAUUUAAAUGAUAUGAAUAUUCAACCAUCCUCCGCAUUACAAUUUGGCAGUUCAUUCCCUAAUGAAUUUCUGUUGACUUCUCCUGCACAAUUGAAGGAAUUUUUAUUAGAUUCUCCAGCACCAGGUGGGUUCAACUUCUUUCAAAAGACACCGGCAAAGACUCCAUUAAGAUUUGUCACAGAUUCAGAUAAUGCAAGAACUCCUUCAAGUUCCAAGAUUGGAUUCCCUUAUACUUCAAUGAAUAUUAAUAAUACUAGCAAUAACAUCAAUGAAAGUUUAUUGAAUUCACGAACACCAUUAAGAAAAAUAGAUUUGAAUUUAAUGUUUAAUUCUAAUCAAUUAUCACCAUCAAAACGUUUAUCUAUGUCAUUAACACCAUAUGGGAGAAAAGUUCUUUAUGAUAUUGGUACUCCAUACAAUACCAGUAAUAGCAAAAAUAAUAAUAAUAAUAACAACAACAUUGCCCUUGUAGACUUUAGGAAUGCCAAGAAGGAUGAUAUGAUGAUGCCCGACGAAAAUAAUAAUACUACUAAUAAUAAUGAUUCUUUAUUAACUACACCAAGGAUAUCUAAGCAUUCGCAGAAACUUGUAAUGACACCAAAUCAGAACACUAAAUUAACUAAAAACGACACUAAUGAACCACAUGGUGACAUAUAUGGUUCCUCUCCAACAACAAUUCAAUUAAAUUCGUCUGUUACUAAAUCCAUUACAAAAUUAGAUGCACAUACCAUCCCUGUCUUAUCAAGAACAAUAAUGAUGGAUCCAAACAUUGAUGAACAAUUAUUUCAAAAUGAGUUAACAGCUAGCCCGAAUAGGAGAAUACCGCCAUUGUCACCAACUCCAAAAAAUAAUCUAUCUUCUAAGAACAACAAUAAUGCUGAUAACAUUUUGAAAAUACUUGAUCUACCCAAGAUGGGGUCAUUUAAAAGUGAAAGAACGUUAUCAAUAGCUUCAAAUAAAUCCACCGUUUCAACCGUACCAUCAUCCACGACGGCCACUGCAUCAACAUCAUUCACAAAUAAUACUAAUAAUACCAAUAACAACAACAGCAAACAACAUAAACCAGGUAAAGUCAAAAAGGCAACAAGGAAACAGCCCAAAUUUCAAAUCAUUGUAUCAAGUGCACAUAAAUUUAAUUCCACUGGAUCCACAACAACGGUGAUACCGUCAUCGGUAUCAGGAAAGGGUCAAAAAAUUAAAACUGGAUUGAAAAGAUCACAUUCCUCGAUAUCAUCCAAAAAAUCAACGCAACAAAACAAAUCAACUUCACGAAAUGGUCUUUCAAACUCUCAAUAA
This is a messenger RNA of Naumovozyma castellii, 1698 nucleotides long. It is a transcript of the gene NDD1, whose product is annotated as Ndd1p. NCBI's taxonomy places the organism in Eukaryota, Fungi, Ascomycota, Saccharomycetes, Saccharomycetales, Saccharomycetaceae. The record is from RefSeq and is a predicted model, not a curated record. The transcript has a single exon. Bases 1 to 1698 code for a protein of 565 amino acids.